GGAAGCUUCCCUGCUUUCAGAUCAUCAGCUGGAUACUAGGGGUUUCACUAUGGCAGGAACAAAACUCCUCUGGUUUGCCUGUUUCUGUGUUGCGGGGAUGUGUGUGGUCACAGCCCAGUCAUCCAGGUCCAAAUCCAAAGCUGGCAAAGGUAAAGACAAUUUGAGAAAUGAGAUUGACAAGCUGUGGCGGGAAGUAAACUUGCUUAAGGAAACACAAGCACUGCAGACUGUCUGCUUGAAAGGGACAAAAGUUCACAAAAAGUGUUACCUGGCGUCCAAAGGCACUAAGAGCUUCCAUGCCGCCAACGAAGACUGCAUCGCCCAAGGAGGAACCUUGAGCAUCCCCCGCAACAGUGACGAGAACAACUCUCUCCGCAGCUAUGCCAAGAAGAGCCUGACCGGGGCGAGAGACUUCUGGAUUGGAGUCAACGACAUGACUUCCGAGGGCAAGUUUGUCGACGUGAAUGGAAUGGCGAUUAACUACUUUAACUGGGACCGUAACGAGCCACGUGGAGGGUCCCGGGAGAACUGUGCGGCAGCAUCCAUUGGCGGCCAAGGCAAAUGGUCGGAUGAAGUGUGCCGUAAUGAGAAAAGCUAUAUCUGUGAAUACCUCAUUCCUUAAAGCAGCUCUAAUAACAGUCCUUUCCAGAGUGGUCAUGGUCAUUACCUUUAGGCAUUUUUUUUCAAUUGAACGUAUCUUAAUGGAUGCACAGGUUUGAAAUACACCGAACAGUGAGGAAUGGAAACUAAUGCUGUGCAGUCACACAUUAAUUGUCAACAUCACUAAAGCUGUCCUUAUUUUUAAACAUUUGUCCACAUUAUUUCCAAAGUCAGCACUUAAUGUCCUUCCUUAUAUGUCCCUGGCACAGGGUGGUUUUUGCUGGUUUAUUUCAGAGUCAACUACUGCAGUGGUCUGGAAUCACAUCUGACAACAUGAGCUUUUAGUAAACAAUCCAGUACUUUAACAGUGGCUAUUAUGGAUGCUCACAUUUAAUUCCAGAUGUGUUCAGUUACCUGAAUUUAAAUUUCCCCAGCUAUCAUGGUUGGACUCAAACUCAUCUCCGCAAUUUGGCUGGCCAGGCUUCUUAACCAUUAUGCUUCCAUAAUGUUGUUCUACACCAAUUGGAAGUGAAUAGCAGGCAGUAUCACCUUCUAGCUUAUUUUCCUUCCUCUCCCUCCACCUUCUUAUUCUGACAUCUUCCCCCUUCCUUUCCAGUCCUGAUGAAGGGUCUCAAUCUGAAAUGUCGACUGUUGAUUCAUUUCCAUAGAUGCUGCCUGGCCUGCUG
Molecule: messenger RNA, 1286 nt
Organism: Hypanus sabinus (Atlantic stingray)
Lineage: Eukaryota; Metazoa; Chordata; Chondrichthyes; Myliobatiformes; Dasyatidae
Gene: clec3a
Product: C-type lectin domain family 3, member A
Exons: 3
Coding region: 50-622 (190 amino acids)
Source: RefSeq, a predicted model, not a curated record